Messenger RNA from Camelus dromedarius (Arabian camel), 3088 nucleotides. RefSeq names its product intercellular adhesion molecule 1 (gene ICAM1). Gene Ontology annotation, biological process: cell-cell adhesion. The record is from RefSeq and is a predicted model, not a curated record. The transcript is spliced from 7 exons. Gene Ontology annotation, molecular function: integrin binding. The coding region runs from base 163 to 1770 and encodes 535 amino acids. Lineage: Eukaryota; Metazoa; Chordata; Mammalia; Artiodactyla; Camelidae. Gene Ontology annotation, cellular component: plasma membrane.
UUCUGGAGGGGAAAGCGCGAGGUUUCCGGGAAAGCAGCACCGCCCCUCGGCCCCCGGUGGCCGGCCGGUAUAUAAGGACCCGCGCGGUCGUCGGCGCCACAGUCCGCCCGCCACACGCCUCCGCGCGUCUGUGCCACCUCAUCCGCCCUACCUCCGCCCGUGAUGGCUCCCGGCGCCGCCCAUCCCGCGUUGCUUGCGCUCCUGGCCCUGCUCGGGGCUCUGCUCCCAGGGCCAGGAGGUGCUGAAACAUCAGUGCAGCCCCCAAAAGCCAUCAUACCCCAAGGAGGUUCUGUGAGAGUGACCUGCAGCGCUUCCUGUGACCACCCGAGCAUUUUGGGCUUAGAGACCGAGCUAACUAAGAAGGAAGUGGACCAUGGGGAAAACUGGAAGACUUUUGAACUGACCAAUGUGCUGAGUGACAGCACUCCAAAAUGCUUCUCAACCUGUUCCGAAAAUCAGUCGUCAACUUCAGUGAGCAUCAUUGUAUACCGGUUCCCGGAACACGUGAAGCUGGCCCCCCUGCCCACCUGGCAGCCCGUGGACGAGCAUUUCAUUCUGACCUGCCAGGUGUCUGGCGGGGCACCGCGGGCCCACCUCAGUGUGAUGCUGCUCCGCGGGGAGGAGGUGCUGGAGCGGCAGCCAGUGGCAAAGGGGGAGUCCACCGAGGUCAUGUUCACGGUGCUGGCGAAGAGAGAAGACCACGGUGUCAAUUUCUCUUGCCGCACGGAGCUGGACCUGCGAUCCGAAGGACUGGGACUAUUCCAGAACAGCUCGGCCCCCAGGAAGCUCCAAACCUUUGUCCUGCCAAUGACCGGCCUGCACCUUGAUACCCUCCGGAUUGUGGAAGUGGGCACACAGUGGCUCGUGAGCUGCACUCUGGAUGGGCUGUUCCCAGCCUCAGAGGCUGAGGUCCACAUGGCACUGGGGGACCAGAACUUGGAACCCAAAAUCGUAAACCAUGGUGACUCCCUCUUGGCCACAGCCUGGGUCAAGAGCAACGAGGAGGAGGGCACCCAGCAUCUGGUAUGUCAGGUGACGCUGGGAGACCAGACGCGGAGUAGACUGGAGAAUGUGACCAUCUACAGCUUCCCAGCUCCCUACCUGACCCUGAGCAGGCCCCAGGUCCCAGAAUGGACAACAGUGACUGUGGAGUGCAAGGCCCACGCAGGAGCCAUGGUGACGCUGGAGGAUGCCCCAGCCAGGCUUGGUGCCCCGAGGGCCCAACUCCAGCUGAACGCCAGUGCCGAGGACAAUGGGCGCAGCUUCUCCUGUUCUGCUGCCCUAGAGGUGGCUGGGCAGUGGCUAUACAAGAACCGGACCCUGAAGCUCAGUGUCCUGUAUGGCCCCCGACUAGACGAGAGAGAUUGCCCGGGAAACUGGACAUGGCAGGAAGGGUCCCAGCAGACCCUGAGGUGCCAGGCCCGGGGGAACCCACUCCCCAAGCUGAAAUGUAGCCGGAAAGGGGACGGGGCUUUGCUGCCCAUUGGGGACCUGAGACCUGUCAAGCGGGAGGUUGCAGGCACCUACCUGUGUCAGGCCAACAGCUCUCGCGGUGUCACCAAGCGGGAAGUGGUCGUGAACGUGAUCUACCACCAGAAUAUCCCAGCCAUCAUCGUUCCAGUGGUAGCUGUUAUCACCUUGGGUGCUGUAGGUGCUGCUGCUUACAUCUAUUACCGUAAGCAGAAGAAGCAGAUAUACGAGCUGCAGAAGGCCCAGAAGGGCUGGGAAAAAUCUGGCAAGAAACUGAACACACCAGCCACGCCGCCCUGAGGCUGCCCCAGGACAGGACCUCCUCAGCCCCCGACACCUGACAAGCGAGGCUGCAUCAAACAAUGGUGGACACAUGCUAUUCAGCUACAGCCACCUUCCCAGGAUGCCAGAGGACAGGCUCGAGGCCUCAGUCAGGAUACAGACAGCAUCCGGGUUCAUGGCACCUGUGAACUUACAACCCCCAGGCCUCACACCUGACCUGUAGCCAUGGGACUGAGCCAAGAGGAAGGGGCAAGACUCAGGGCAUGACUGUGAGAGAUGUUGAAGUCUGACCUGGCUGGAGGGGGUAUGAUGUAGAGCUGUACCUUCAACAUGGGGAUAUCCAACUGGGAAACGUUGAAACUCACCCCAUUCUGCAUGUGCUGAGGCCCUACAAUCCUAAGAGGGAAGUGGCCCUGCACAGACACAUGCAGCGUUGAAACACAAAUCCCCUCACUUCCUCUGACAAAUGUCUGCUCGGGUACUGCUAUCUGUCCACUGACUGUCCCCAGCCCUUGAUGAUGACAUAUUUAUUCAUUUGUUGUCUACCCGCUAUUUACUGAGUACCUUUUAUGUGGUCUAGAAUGGUAAGCAAGAAUGUAGGUUUCUGCCCUCAGGGAGCUCUCAGUCUAACCUCAUUCAGGAUUGCGAGGCACAGUUGUGCUGGCUGUGCACUGCACAUGAGUACCUGGCAAAAUGAUUAAAUGGGGCUAGGCUUUCCCAUUCCAUUGGCCAAGCUCCUUCCUCCCAGAACUAGUGGUGACAUGGUUUAGCUGGUGUCAUGCCCAGGGAUGACCCACUGAGCCCUGAUGCCUCAGCACUGGUACUGACCUCUGCUAGCCACUUCUCCACCCAUAACUAUCUCUGCUCAUGCUCACAGUGACACUUGAUGGCAUGCCUAAACAUGGGUGCUCACUCCUUAAUAGCCAAACCAUGGAGUCCCAUGAAACUAUGCCCAACCCCUGCGUGCCCCUGCCUUGUCCUACCUGUUUCCAUCUCAGUGGGACCAUGCAAGAGCAGAACACUGCAGCUCCAAGCUCCUUCAGCAAUAAGGGUCCAGCAGGCAGUGGGGAGGGGAGGCCUGGGAGAAACUGCUCCCUGCUGCAGAAGCCACUCCCUUGUGCUAGUAAAGCUUCUUCAUCCUCCCAGCAUUGUAAGAGUUGAGAGGGGAGGUGUCAUGUCCAGCUGGAGCCCUUUCUAGCCGCCCCACCACAACCCGGUCCUCCCACUUCCUGCCCCAAGAAAAAGCUGGUUCAAGGCCUAACCCUCAGGCUCUAAUCCAAACUGGAGGGCCUUCUGAGAAGCUAGUGAAAAUUAAAGAUCUCUCUCCAGAAAAACA